AAGCGAUUUAGAAUUCUUAGUGGUCCUCUCUUUAGGAGGACAUUUCUAGGGACUAAUACAAGAAGAUUCAGAAGUCAUAAGACUGGAAUGGACAAAUUCAAAAUGGUUCCACAUGAAAACUCUGGAUCUCCUGACUUCAGAAGAUGUUUCGUCCACGUGAGUCCCUUCAUUAUUGCUGUGAUCUCAGUUCUUAGUGCCUCUCUGAUCACUGGUUCUCCUGGAGGAACAAACAAGGAGCUGAGAUUAACAGAUGGUGAAAACAAAUGCAGUGGGAGAGUGGAGGUGAAAGUCCAGGAAGAGUGGGGAACUGUGUGUAACAAUGGCUGGGACAUGGAUGAGGUCUCUGUGAUCUGUAGGCAACUUGGAUGCCCAACUGCUAUCAAAGCCACUGGUUGGACUAAUUCCAGUGCAGGCUCUGGACGCAUUUGGAUGGAUCAUGUUAUUUGUAGAGGGAAUGAAUCAACUCUCUGGGACUGCAAACAUGAUGGAUGGGGAAAACAUAACUGCACUCACCAACAGGAUGCUGGAGUAACCUGCUCAGAUGGAUCUGAUUUGGAGAUGAGGCUGAUGAAUGGAGGAAACCGGUGUUCAGGAAGAAUAGAAGUCAAAUUCCAAGGACAGUGGGGAACAGUGUGUGAUGAUAACUUCAACACAGAUCAUGCUUCUGUGGUUUGUAAACAACUUGAAUGUGGAAGUGCAAUCAGUUACUCUGGUUCAGCUAAUUUUGGAGAAGGUUCUGGGCCAAUCUGGUUUGAUGAUCUUGUAUGCAAUGGAAAUGAGUCAGCUCUCUGGAACUGCAAACACCAAGGAUGGGGAAAGCAUAAUUGUGAUCAUGCUGAGGAUGCUGGAGUGAUUUGCUUAGAUGGAACAGAUCUGGGCCUGAGAGUGGUAGAUGGAGUCAAUCAAUGUUCAGGAAGAUUAGAAGUGAAAUUCCAAGGAGAAUGGGGGACCGUGUGUGAUGAUGCCUGGGAUAGCAAUGAUGCUGCUGUGGCAUGCGCGCAACUUGGAUGCCCAACUGCCGUCACUGCUAUUGGUCGAGUUAAUGCCAGUGAGGGAACUGGACACAUUUGGCUUGACAGUGUUUCCUGCCUUGGACACGAAUCUGCUAUUUGGCAGUGUAGACAUCACGAAUGGGGAAGGCAUUAUUGCAAUCAUAAUGAAGAUGCUGGUGUCACAUGUUCUGAUGGAUCAGAUCUGGAUCUGAGACUUGUAGGAGGAGGCAGCCGCUGUGCUGGGAUGGUAGAGGUGGAAAUUCAGAAACUAGUAGGGAAAGUGUGUGACAGAUUCUGGGGAAUGAAAGAAUCUGAUGUGGUUUGCAGACAGCUGGGAUGUGGAUCUGCACUCAAAACAUCCUACCAAGUAUAUUCCAAAAUUAAGCCAUCAAACAUGUGGCUGUUUGUAAGCAGCUGUAAGGGAAAUGAAACUUCUCUUUGGAACUGCAAGAAUUGGCAAUGGGGUGGACUUUCCUGUGAUCAUUAUGAAGAAGCCAAAGUUACCUGCUCAGCCCACAGGGAACCCAGACUGGUUGGAGGAGAUAUCCCCUGCUCUGGUCGUGUGGAAGUAAAACAUGGUGACACGUGGGGCUCUGUCUGUGACUCCGACUUCUCUCUGGAAGCUGCCAAUGUGCUGUGCAGAGAGUUACAAUGUGGCACAGUUAUCUCCAUUCUAGGGGGAGCUUACUUUGGACAAGGAAAUGGACAGAUCUGGACUGAAGAAUUCCUGUGUGAGGGGCAUGAGUCCCAUCUUUCACUCUGCCCAGUAGCACCCCGCCCAGAUGGGAUUUGUAGCCACAGCAGAGAUGUUGGAGUAGUCUGCUCAAGAUACACAGAAAUCCGCUUGGUGAAUGGCAAAUCCCAAUGUGAAGGAAGAGUGGAACUCAAGGUUCUAGACACCUGGGGAUCCCUCUGCAACUCUCACUGGGACAUGGAGGAUGCCCACGUUUUGUGCCAGCAGCUUAAAUGUGGAGUUGCUCUUCGUAUACCAGAAGGAGCACAUUUUGGGAAAGGAAAUGGUCAAGUCUGGAGGCACAUGUUUCAUUGCAGUGGAACGGAGCAACACAUGGGAGAUUGCCCUGUAACUGCCUUGGGUGCAUCUCUGUGUUCAUCAGGGCAAGUAGCCUCUGUCAUUUGUUCAGGAAACCAGAGUCAGACACUAUCUCCAUGUAAUUCAUCAUCUUUCGACCCAACAAGCUUUACCAUUUCAGAAGAAAGUGAUGUUGCCUGUAUAGCAAGUGGUCAACUUCGCCUAGUAAAUGGAGGUGGUCGCUGUGCUGGGAGAAUAGAGGUCUAUCAUGAGGGCUCCUGGGGGACUAUCUGUGAUGACAACUGGGGCCUGAGAGAUGCCCAUGUGGUGUGCAGACAGCUGGGCUGUGGAGAGGCUAUUAAUGCCACUGGUUCUGCUUAUUUUGGGGAAGGAACAGGGCCCAUCCUGCUGGACGAGGUAAACUGUAAUGGAAAAGAAGCUCGUAUUUGGCAAUGCCCUUCACAUGGCUGGGGACGGCACAAUUGCAGGCAUAAAGAAGAUGCAGGAGUUAUUUGCUCAGAGUUCAUGUCUCUGAGACUGACCAGUGAAACCAGCACAGAGACCUGUGAGGGACGUCUGGAACUCUUUUACAAUGGAGCUUGGGGCAGCAUUGGCAAGAAUAACAUGUCUUCAACCACCGUGGGGGUGAUAUGCAGACAGAUGGGCUGUGCAGACAAAGGGAACAUCAUCCCUGCAUCUGUAGCCAAAACAACAUCCAGCCACAUGUGGGUGGACAAUGUUCAGUGUCCAAAAGGACCUGACAAAUUAUGGAAGUGCCCAUCAUCGCCAUGGCAGCGGAGACUGGCAAGCCCCUCAGAGGAGACCUGGAUCACAUGUGCCAACAAGAUAAGACUUCAAGAAGGAAACACUACUUGCUCUGGACGUGUGGAGGUCUGGCACGGAGGUUCCUGGGGAACAGUGUGUGACGACUCCUGGGACCUUAACAAUGCGCAGGUGGUGUGUCGACAACUGGGUUGUGGCUCAGCUUUGAAGGCACUAAAAGAGGCAGCGUUUGGUCAAGGGACUGGGCCCAUAUGGCUCAAUGAAGUGAAGUGCAAAGGAGAUGAAUCUUCCUUGUGGGAUUGUCUUGCCAAACCCUGGGGGCACAGUGACUGUGGACACAAAGAAGAUGCUGCUGUGAUAUGCUCAGGCGGAGAACCACCAAAAGCUUCAGGUCACACGCUCCUUGUUGCAUUUGGAGUCCUUGGGGUCAUUGUGAUGACUGGUCUCAUCGUGUUCCUCUUGUGGACUAAGAAGCGAAGACAGCUACAGCAACUUACAGGAUGUCUCGCAUCAGUUUCUUUGAGAGGAGAGAAUUUUUUCCAUGGAGUUCAAUACCGGGAGAUGAAUUCUGGCCUAAAAGCAGAUGAUCGGGACCAGCUGAACUCCCCAGAAAAUUUCAAUGAGUCAGAUGGUGUUAAUGCAGAUGGACUAAUUUCCACAUCCAAAUCUCUUCCUAUUUCAGGAAGAGAUUUAGGGGACCAUUCUGAAGUACACUGAAAAAGGAAAUAAGAAUCAUAACCCAGUGAGCCUUUAAGAUACCUGAUGAAGACCUAGACUAUUGAAUGGAGCAAGAAUUCACCUGGUUCACUGAAGUUCACAAUACAGUCCUUUUUCUCCGAGUACUCCAAAGACUGCUGCUGAAUUAUAAAAAUUAAAUUGAUGAAUGUGACUGCUAAAAUUGUAUAUAAGACUUUCAG
This is a messenger RNA of Pteronotus mesoamericanus, 3722 nucleotides long. It is a transcript of the gene CD163, whose product is annotated as CD163 molecule. Bases 88 to 3522 code for a protein of 1144 amino acids. Lineage: Eukaryota; Metazoa; Chordata; Mammalia; Chiroptera; Mormoopidae. Gene Ontology annotation, biological process: zymogen activation. The transcript is spliced from 17 exons. Gene Ontology annotation, cellular component: plasma membrane; external side of plasma membrane. The record is from RefSeq and is a predicted model, not a curated record. Gene Ontology annotation, molecular function: serine-type endopeptidase activity.